AUGGCGGCGCGCCGGGGACGGAGAGACGGAGUCGCGCCGCCUCUGGGAGGGAGCCCCGGGCCAGGACCCGGCGGUGGAGUCCGCAGCAGUGGUUGGGGGAGUCGAAGCCAAGCGCCGUAUGGAGCCUUGGGCUCUGUGAGUGGCGGGGAGCAGGUGCUGCUGCACGAAGAAGGAGAUGAUUCUGGCUUUGUCAGUCUGUCUCGUUUGGGCCCUUCUCUGAAAGACAAAGACCUGGAGAUGGAGGAGCUGAUGUUGCAGGAUGAGACAUUGCUGGGGACCAUGCAGAGCUAUAUGGAUGCCUCCAUUAUUUCCUUCAUUGAGGAUUUUGGGAGCCUUGGAGAGAGCAGGUUAUCUCUGGAGGAUCAGAAUGAAGUGUCGCUGCUCACAGCCUUGACUGAGAUCUUGGACAAUGCAGAUUCAGAGAACCUAUCUCCGUUUGACAGCAUACCUGACUCAGAGCUGCUUGUGUCACCUCGAGAAGGCACUUCUCUGCACAAGCUACUUACCCUGUCUCGGACACCUCCAGAUCGCGACCUCAUCACCCCGGUUGACCCAUUGGGACCUACCACAGGCAGUAGCAGAGUCGAUAUAUCUGUCACAGAUUCUUGGGAUUUCUCCCCACCUUCUUUCUUGGAGACCUCCUCUCCCAAGCUUCCUAGUUGGAGGACCCCGAGAUCACGACCCCGUUGGGGCCAGUCUCCCCCUCCACAACAGCGUAGUGAUGGAGAAGAGGAGGAGGAGGCAGCUAGCUUCGGUAGCCAGGUGCUUGCUGGGGAGCUUGACAACUCUGAGAGUAGCGUCCCAGACUUCCCCAUGCACCUUGCCUGCCCUGAGGAGGAAGAUGAGACAGCAGCAACAGAGAUGGCAGUGUUGGCAGCUGGUGACGAGAGCAUCUCCUCCCUGAGUGAGUUGGUACGAGCCAUGCAUCCAUACUGUCUGCCCAACCUCACCCACCUGAUGUCAUUUGAGGAUGAGCUUCAGGAACAUCUGGAUGACUUGACUCUACCUGAGAAUUGUGUGGUAUUGGAGAUUGUUGGCCAAGCGGCUACAGCUGGUGAUGAACUGGAGAUCCCAGUUGUAGUGCGGCAGAUCCCUACUGGGCCACAGCCUAUGCUCAUGGAUGGCUCACUAGAGGCUACUCCAGCCUUGCAGUUGCUUGUGUCCACACCGGAAUCUGAGACGGAGACUGUUGUGUCUCCGGAAGAGGAAAAGCUGGAAUCAACAUGCAUGUUGGAGUCCAGAGAGGUCAUGGAGCCAGUGGUGCCCAAGAAACCUCAAAAUUCACCUGCAAAUGCAGUGCUUGGUUCCCAAAGAGCUCGAAGAGGCAGGAAGAAGAAGAACAAAGAGGAGCCAGCAGCCUAUGUGGAAGGCUGUGCCAGGAGGCUGAGGUCAUCAUCUCGUAGUCAGUCUACCAUGGUUUUUGAGGUCACCUCUCAGGCAGGCAGCUUGCAGGAGAAGUCUCAGGAGGAACAUCAAAGAGAGCUUGGUCCUCCCAGAGGUAGAGGGAAGCCCCGGGCUUGGGCUCGGGCCUGGGCAACUGCCUUGGAAAAGCCCAGCUCUGCAAACUUGGAACGUGGUGCUGGACAAGUUAGCCCUGCUAAAGAUGAACUUUUAGAUCUCUACCCCAAGGUGGUUGACACCGUCCAAACCAAACCUGUUCCAGUCCCGUUCUCAUUAGUUGACUCUGCUCAAGCUGACUGCAUGCCAGUUGACUCUGUUGAAUCUAAUCCCACUGCAAUAGAACCCUUUCUAGCUGACCCUGUAGCUGUUGACCCUGCUUUGGUUGACCCUAGUUCAGCCAACUCAGAACUAGUGGACCCUCUCCCAGCUGACCAAGCUCUAAUUGAGCCUGUUUUGGCUGACUCAGCAGUCAUCGAUCCUACAGUGGUGGCUCCCAUCUCAGAUGAUUUGCCACCAGUUGACCCUGUUCCUGUCAACCCAGCACCACUUGACCCUGUUCCUAAUGACCUUGCUCCAGUUAAACCUGUGCUAGUUAGGCCUAGGCCAACUGAUCCCAGGCGUGGUGCAGUGUCAUCAGCUCAGGGGAACCCAGCUUCCCAGUUGCUCUUGGAAUUGGAGUCCUCAGAUCACCCAAAAGCCAUCAUCCCUGAAGUCAAGGAGGUUGGAAGUAGUAUUAAUGCCACAACCCAGGAAGCUAGACCUCGACCUCUCAGCCUAUCUGAGUACUGGCGACGAAGACAGCAACGCCAAACAGACACAGAAGAGAGGAGUCCCCAGCCUCCAGCUGGGAAGUGGCCCAGUCUCCCAGAGACCCCCACAGGGUUGGCAGACAUCCCUUGUCUUGUCAUUCCACCAGCCCCAGCCAAGAAGAUGGCUGUGCAGAGAAGUCCUGAAGCUCCCCUUGAGGUUCCCGCUGAGGCUUGUGUUGUGCCUGUGGGUCCCAGCCUUAUUACUCCCACUUCUGAACUGUCUUCAAGCAAACCUGUGACCUCAGUUCCCACUGAACAGGUGCCAUCCCAAGAGAUGCCACUGCCUGUAAGGCCUCCACCUCCUGUGCAAACCGUAUCUCCUGUCAGGCCCAUGCCUCCCAUAAUGCCUACUCUGCCUUUUCCCCCAGGUGGGCUAAGCAUGUCCCUCAUGCUGCCCCUUCCUCCAAGUGGGCAAGGGGUCCCCAGCUUGCCCCCACCACCUUUGCAACCUCCUAGUCUUCCAAUGCCUAUGGGGCCAGUGCCACCUGAUCCCUACAGCCAUUAUGCUUCUGUGCCACCCUGGCCUUGUUAUCCACCUGUGCCCCCUUCUGGAUAUCCUUGCCUGCCCCCACCACCACCGGGACCCCUUAUAUCUGGUACUCCUGGCUCCUAUGCUGUGCCCCCCACUUGCAAUGUGCCUUGGGCACCCCCUCCUGCCCCAGUCCCACCUUACAGUUCCACCUGUUCCUAUGGGCCAUUGGGAUGGGGCUCAGGGCCGCAGCAUCCUCCGUUCUGGCCUAAUGUGCCUCCACCUCCUUUACCUCCAACUUCUGUUGGGAGAGUUGGUCCUCCACCUAAAGUAGAGCCCAGUGUCAUCCCAGCUGGCCUUCCUGAAAGUGUACUUCCUAUGGCUGUGGCUCCUCCAGUCAGUCUUGGGCCUACUGGUCAGGGAGUUCCACAGAUAGAACCCACCAAGGUAGAUGUCAAGCCAGUACCUACAUCUCCCCAUGUGAAGCACAAGGUGUCUUUCCCGGUGCGAAGCCCCCAGACCCAGGCUCCUCCCUCUCUGCCUGCUGAGAGUGUGGCUGUUGAGGAGGUUGUAUCAGAGAAGCCAAAACCUGAGACCCAGGAGACGAGCCACCAGGAGAAGCUUCCCUCUUCUUGCAAGGCUGUGCUUACUACAAAGCAGAGCACUGGCCCCAAGUUGCCUGUUGUCCACCCAGCAUGUCUAAGGAAGCUAUCCUUCCUGCCUACCCCAUGUACCCAGGGCCCUGAGGACGUGGUACAGGCUUUCAUCAGUGAGAUUGGGAUUGAGGCAUCGGACCUGUCCAGUCUUUUGGAGCAGUUUGAGAAAUCAGAAGCCAAAAAGGAGAGCCUUUCCCUGGCUCCUGUUGACAGCUUGACUGUGGGAAACUCAAGCAGCGUUGACACUCCCCAGGAGAAGAGGCCCCUAGACCGGUUACAAGCCCCAGAACUGGCCAACGUGGCAGGACUUACCCCUCCAGCUACCCCUCCCCACCAGUUAUGGAAGCCCCUGGCGGCUGUCUCACUGCUGGCCAAAGCCAAAUCUCCUAAGUCCACCAUCCAGGAGGGGAUUCUGAAGCCUGAAGGAAUUACAGAGGUCAAACAUCCAGCUGCAGCCCGCCUCCAAGAAGGGGUCCAUGGCCCUAGUCCAGUCCAUGUGGGCUCUGGGGACCAUGACUAUUGUGUCCGGAGCAGGACCCCACAGAAAAAGAUGCCUGCCUUAGUCAUUCCAGAGGUGGGUUCUAGAUGGAACAUCAAACGUCAUCAGGACAUCACCAUCAAGCCUGUGUUGUCCCUGGGCCUAGCUGCCCCUGCUCCCCCCCACACUGCUGCCUCCCAGGAGCCACUGGAUCACAGGACUAGCAAUGAACAGGCAGAUCCUCCAGCCCCUUACCUUGCCCCAACCACUUUGUUGUCCCCUGAGGCCUCACCCUGUCGGAAUGACACAAACACUAGGACUUCCCCUGCAUCCUCAGUCAAGCAGCGAUCAGUGCGCUGUUACCGCAAAGCCUGCAGGUCACCCAGCCCCCAAAGCCAAUGUUGGCAGGGCCGCCGAGGCAGCAGCAGCCGUUCUGUCAGCUCUGGGUCCAACGGGGCCAGCGAAGCAUCUUCCUCCUCAUCGUCGUCUUCCUCAUCCCGAUCCCGGUCCAGGUCCCUCUCCCCCCCACACAAGAGGUGGCGAAGGUCCAGCUGUAGUUCCUCUGGACGCUCACGAAGAUGUGCUUCUUCCUCCUCAUCCUCCUCGUCUUCCUCAUCCUCAUCCAGUUCUCGAAGUCGUUCCCGCUCCCUAUCUCCUCACCGGAGAAGUGACAGGAGGUGGCGGUACAACGCUUACCAUUCACAUGACUAUUCCCAAAGGCAGAGAGUGCUGCAGAAGGAGCGUGCAAUAGAAGAGAGAAGGGUGGUCUUUAUUGGGAAGAUACCUGGCCGCAUGACUCGGUCAGAGCUGAAACAGAGGUUCUCUGUUUUUGGUGAGAUUGAGGAGUGUACCAUCCACUUCCGUGUCCAAGGUGACAACUAUGGCUUCGUCACUUACCGCUAUGCUGAGGAGGCAUUUGCAGCUAUUGAGAGUGGUCACAAGCUUCGGCAGGCAGACGAACAACCUUUUGAUCUCUGCUUUGGAGGUCGCAGGCAAUUCUGCAAGAGAAGCUAUUCUGAUCUUGACUCCAACCGGGAAGACUUUGACCCUGCUCCUGUAAAGAGCAAAUUUGAUUCUCUUGACUUUGACACAUUGUUGAAACAGGCCCAGAAGAACCUCCGGAGGUAA
Messenger RNA from Chrysochloris asiatica (Cape golden mole), 4941 nucleotides. RefSeq names its product peroxisome proliferator-activated receptor gamma, coactivator-related 1 (gene PPRC1). Lineage: Eukaryota; Metazoa; Chordata; Mammalia; Afrosoricida; Chrysochloridae. Gene Ontology annotation, cellular component: nucleus. The transcript is spliced from 14 exons. The coding region runs from base 1 to 4941 and encodes 1646 amino acids. Gene Ontology annotation, molecular function: transcription factor binding; RNA binding. The record is from RefSeq and is a predicted model, not a curated record. Gene Ontology annotation, biological process: positive regulation of transcription by RNA polymerase II.